This is a messenger RNA of Gracilinanus agilis (Agile Gracile Mouse Opossum), 2923 nucleotides long. RefSeq names its product MSL complex subunit 1 (gene MSL1). The transcript has 10 exons. Bases 356 to 1411 code for a protein of 351 amino acids. Gene Ontology annotation, cellular component: MSL complex. Lineage: Eukaryota; Metazoa; Chordata; Mammalia; Didelphimorphia; Didelphidae. The record is from RefSeq and is a predicted model, not a curated record.
CAGAGUGGCUGGCAUUGCUGUUUUGUUUGCUUUCCAAAUGAUUCUGAUCAGGCGGCAGUCAAUCCUUUUAUUGGAGGGUGCAGUCUGCAAGGUGGGAUGGGAGCUGGGACAGGUCUCCUCAGAACAUUUCAUGGUGUUGAUUUGUGGAAGUUACCCAACAUGGAGGUGGCCCUGCUCUGCUACUGUACUGCAGUCAAGGGGUGUGAUGAUACCAGGAGAUGAAUUGAGAGUUAUGGCUGACACUGGGGGGCCCUUUCUGCUGAUUGUCGAGGUCUCUGCUCAGUUCCUGAGGUAAUGGUCCCUACGAACUGCUCUCCUAGGCAGAAAGAGUGGGCUCCUUGCUCGGAUUGAACGUAUGGAAAGACGAAUGCAGCUGGUGAAGAAGGAUAAUGAGAAAGAGAGGCACAGGCUGUUUCAAGGCUAUGAAACUGAAGACCGGGAGGAGCCUGAGCUUUCUGAGAAGAUUCAGCUGGAGUGUCAGACUGAGCUUUCAGAGACGUCCCAGGCCUUGCCAUCAAAACCUUUCUCAUGUGGACGGAGUGGGAAGGGACAUAAAAGGAAAUCCUCAUUUGGAAGUGCAGAGAGAAAGACUCCAGUUAAAAAGCUGGCUGCUGAAUUUUCAAAAGUCAAAACAAAAACUCCUAAGCACUCUCCUGUUAAAGAGGAACCCUGUGGCUCCUUACCUGAAACUGUGUGUAGACGUGAACUGAGGAGCCAAGAGACUCCAGAAAAACCCCAGUCGUCAGUGGACACCCCCCCCAAACUCUCUAUCCCCCAGAAGGCACCCAGCACUCACCUCAAGGAGAAAGCCUUCACAAGCGAGCUAGAAGAUUUGCCGUACCUUUCCACCACAGAAAUGUACUUGUGUCGUUGGCACCAGCCUCCCCCAUCACCAUUACCAUUACGGGAACCCUCUCCAAAGAAGGAGGAGACUGUAGCAAGAUAUCUGAUGCCAUCAAGUGUUGCAGGAGAAACUUCAGUCUUGGCUGUUCCUUCUUGGAGGGAUCACACUGUAGAGCCUCUGAGAGAUCCAAAUCCAUCAGAACUCUUGGAGAACCUGGAUGACAGUGUGUUUUCAAAGCGGCAUGCAAAACUGGAGCUGGAUGAAAAGAGAAGGAAAAGAUGGGAUAUUCAGAGGAUCAGGGAACAAAGAAUUUUACAGCGACUGCAGCUCAGAAUGUAUAAAAAGAAAGGAAUUCAGGAAUCUGAGCCUGAGGUUACCUCAUUUUUCCCUGAGCCAGAUGAUGUUGAAAGUUUGCUGAUUACCCCCUUCUUGCCUGUUGUAGCAUUUGGAAGACCAUUACCAAAAUUGACCCCACAGAAUUUUGAGCUGCCCUGGUUGGAUGAGCGUAGCCGAUGCAGGUUGGAGAUCCAGAAAAAGCAGACACCUCACAGGACGUGUAGGAAAUAGCUGUGCUUCAAGAGACCUUUAUCUUCAGAUGGUUGUAGCCUGCCAUUCCCAGAGAGUGGCUAAGACCUGUAUAUGUGACCCAAUUACCCAAACCCUGUGUUCUCCUGUCUAUUAUCACUCACUGAUAAUGCCCUUACAUUCUUCCUUUGAGUUUGGGUGUUUUUUUUGUGUGUUUUUUUUUCCACAUUCUGUUUUCACAAAAACUCCUUUGUUGGGCUAAUUGUGGGGAGGGGGUUUUGUUCAUUUGUUCCUUUCCCAUCUUAUUUUUGGGAAUGAGUUCUUGAGUUAAAUCUGCAAGCCCCUCUCUGGCUGGAAGCUUCAAGGGUCACAUAUCUGACUUUUAGUAGUCACUAGAUAGAGAUUCUUGGUGAGCCAAACCUUGCCUAGGAGAGAUGUCUAUUUAGCAUUCUGUGGCAUUGGGCAUGGUGAUGUUGAUCUACCCUGAAAUGGCUCUGCAUUGGCUUAAGAGCCAAAUGAAGAGUGGAGAGUGAUAAGGUGAUAAUAGGCCUUCUUUACUGUGUGGAAAGAGGUCUGGGGAGCCAGUGAACUUAUUAGACAAGGGUCCUCAAACCAUUCUGUGAUUUAUCCUCAUAGGGAUGGGCAAGGGGAAAUUUAGUCUUGUUUAUUUUCUUGGUUAGUGAAUAAAUUGAGUCCCAUUCCAUUUCCUUCUUCCUCCUCUCAGUCCUUCAAAAGCCUUUGUAUCUUGUAAGUGGCAAAGAGAAUGGGCUCUUAAUUUCAUUUACUAGCCCACCCUACCCUCAUGGUGUAAUCCAAUAAAACCCAGUAGCCUGAAUAACAUGGCAUUUGAGAUGCCCCUGUGUCAAAUCACUUCUGAAGUAUUCCUUAUUGAGACUCUGUCCUUUUAGUUCUUGGUGGUGGGUAAAGAUCUGGGGGGUGGGGGGGGGAAGAGGAGAUGCUUCUAUGUACUUCAUUUGGCUGACAAAUAUGUCUGCAUAUUGAUGUACUUGAUAGAAUAUUCUUUGUGAAAAUAGAAUUUACACGCACAAUAUUGGUUCCUUUUUUUUUUCCAUUUUGUUUAAAUGUUUCAGGGUAGCACUCCCAGGCAACUGUAUAAGAGACCUGUACUAGCUGGAGAGGAGAUAGAGCCAAGGCUUCAGCUAUAGGAAUUGCAAUUUUUUUUAACCUUCAGGACUCUUGUGAGAAUUGAGUUUCUAGUCUCUAUGCAGUGAAAAGGGGGAAGGACUUAGAUCCUUAAAGGAAAUUUGCUGUACCUAAAACCAUAAGCACUUUUAGGGGGGGAAGUCAAAAUACAGUGUGUGGCUGGCCCCUUAGUGGAAAUAGGACACCAGUGUUGGAAGUGGAAACUUACUUCUGAUACUGUUUAUCUUGUGAGGUGCUGGUCUGCAUUCCCUGGGUUUGAUUUUUUAAAAAAGAUUCUCCCAGCAGCACAUACAGUAUUCAUGGAAGAUCUUAACUUUUAUUUUCUUUUUUUGGUGGGUUGGAGUAAGCUAUGGUUUUUCUUCAUUAACUCUUCCUGCUAAGGAAAAAACA